Messenger RNA from Meloidogyne enterolobii, 486 nucleotides. The record is from the annotation of a GenBank genome assembly. NCBI's taxonomy places the organism in Eukaryota, Metazoa, Nematoda, Chromadorea, Rhabditida, Meloidogynidae.
AUGCAAUCCCUUCGGCUUUUGAAUGAAUUAAAGAGUUAUUGUGAAUCUUCUAUUUCUGAUAAGUCUCAAAAUGAAAAAGGUUUUCCAAUUGCUGUAAAAAUAUUUCCACGUUAUGAAAAUAAAAAAGAAGAAACAAAUCAGAAUAUUAAAGAAGAAGAAGAAAAAGAAAAUUUAAAAUUAAAAAUAAAUUCUGAUUUUGAAUUAAAAAUAAAAGAGAAUAAAAAUUUUGAAAAAUCAGAAAAUAAAAUAAAUGAGGGGGAAGAAGAAGAAGAAAUUUUAACAGAAAAAGAAUUUCAACGUUUAAAAAGACGUCAACUUUUCCCAACAGAAAUAAUUAAUGAAAUUUUAAAUUUUUUAACUUUUAAUGAAUGUGCAAGAAUUUAUACAAGUAAUGGAUUAAUUUGUGGGUUAUUAGAAAGUAGAAGAAAAGUUUGUAUGGAAGUUGUGAGUUUUUAUUUAAAUUUUGUUGUUAAUAUUGGAUGCUAG